Calypte anna (Anna's hummingbird) is the source of this 1459-nucleotide messenger RNA. It is a transcript of the gene TCTE1, whose product is annotated as t-complex-associated-testis-expressed 1. Gene Ontology annotation, molecular function: protein binding. Lineage: Eukaryota; Metazoa; Chordata; Aves; Apodiformes; Trochilidae. The transcript has 4 exons. Gene Ontology annotation, cellular component: sperm flagellum. Bases 83 to 1459 code for a protein of 458 amino acids. Gene Ontology annotation, biological process: flagellated sperm motility. The record is from RefSeq and is a predicted model, not a curated record.
GCUGGAAAGCAUGGUGAUGACUUCUGCUCUCAAGCAAUAUUCCUCUUGCUUGUCCUAAAGGAGAAGUGGGUCCUGAGCCAAGAUGCAGCAGCCAGUGGCUGAUGGCAGGAGCACAGCUGUUCCCUGGAUGUAUCCAUCGCAGUCCAACCGCACUGCUGACUCCUACUCUGUGCACCGCAUCAUCGAGGAUCCCGAGUGGUCCCUUGUCACUGUCCCCCACCUCACUGAACUCUGCCUCCAGCACAUCGUCCAGAAUUUCGAAAAGAACCCUAUUUUGGACCGUCUUCUGCCUGAGCACCAAAAGAAGGUUCUGGACAGGCUCCCCACUGGCCUUCCUCUCGCUGUGACUGCCAACAUAAUAAAUGAUGAGGACUACUGGAAGAGGUGCUGCAUGGAGCGCUGGCAAGUGUGUGACAUUGACAACUAUGGAGGCAGCUGGAAAAGGAUGUUUUUUGAACGUCACCUGGAGAACACCCUAAAAUGUUUCAUCCCUAACAGCACAGAUCCCAAACAGGUCCUAGAACUCAUCCCGCUCUGCAAAGACUAUGUGUGGAAACUGGAGGUUGAUCAGUUCUUGCCACCAGUGAAGGUGGAUCAAAAUGAGGAGGAGGAUGACCUCUCUGAUACAGCUAGUGAUAUGGGGCUCAGUGAGGUCACCAUGAAUCACUAUGACCUCGGACUCCUCAUUACUGCUCUCCCUCACCUUGAGGAGCUUCAUCUGACUUACAAUGUGAAGGACUGUGGUAUGAACUUUGAGUGGAACCUCUUUAACUUCACCUACCAAGACUGCUGCAACCUUGCUAUUGCUGUGAGGAUGUGCCAUAGCCUGAAAGUUUUCAAGCUGACACGCAGCCAAGUGGAUGAUGACAAGACCAGGCUGCUGGUCCGUAACUUGCUGGAUCACCCCAGCCUGGUGGAGCUGAACCUGUCCCACAAUCUCAUUGGGGACAAGGGGGCACAAGCUAUUGGCAAGCUGAUCAACCACAGCAGAUUAGAAAUCCUCGAUCUGUGUAACAACCAGAUUGGUCACCUUGGGGCUCAGGCUCUUGCUCAAGCACUGGCUGAGAAUUCCACCCUGACCUCCCUGAACCUGCGCCUCAAUUGCUUGGAGGAUGAAGGCGGGGAAGCGAUUGGCCAUGCUCUGCUGACCAACACCACCCUGAAGUUCAUCCAUUUGGGAAGUAAUAACCUGUCAGAGCCAACUGCUACCCUUUUCUCCCAGGUCCUGUCUCAGAACAACACCCUGAUGAGCAUCAAUUUCACAUGCAACCACCUGGGGCUGGACGGUGGGAAGCAGCUGCUUGAAGGACUGGCAGAUAACAAGACUUUGACUGAGUUUGACCUCCGCCUGGCAGAAGUGGGCCAGGAGACAGAGUACCUCAUUCACCAAAUUGUGUGGGCCAACUGGGAAGCAGCAAGGCCAGAAUCUCUACAGCAUCCGCCCACAAACCCCCUCUGA